Eucalyptus grandis is the source of this 1785-nucleotide messenger RNA. RefSeq lists its product as uncharacterized. The record is from RefSeq and is a predicted model, not a curated record. The transcript has a single exon. The coding region runs from base 1 to 1785 and encodes 594 amino acids. NCBI's taxonomy places the organism in Eukaryota, Viridiplantae, Streptophyta, Magnoliopsida, Myrtales, Myrtaceae.
AUGUUUCAUGACAAGUUGGAUGAUCUCUUCAUACAUGGACAAUUCGAGGACAGCAAUAUUGUGCGCGGUGUAUCUUUGAUCAAUUUAUUCAUGAAACUCGACGAAAGAGCACGAGGUUUGAUGUUGGCAAGCAAUUUUGUGAUGCAGAAAAAUUUCAAGUUAAUAUCUGACUACAUGAGCGCCGAGCACCAACGGAACGGUUCAAGCGACACGAAUCCCUUUACAAUGCUUAGGUGUAAGUACCUGGUGAUAGUGGUAGACGAGGCAAAGGAGCACUCAUUGUGCUCAUCAGAGAACUGUCAAAAAUUGUCAGAGAAGGGUGAAGUUAUCACCGUUGAGAAGGUUUGGAAUUGCAAAGGGAUGCUUUUAAGUGAAAGCGGAGGAGACCGGGAUGGCCGACUCAAAGAUUUAUGCCUGUUUUUUUCGCUCUUCCAGUUCAUCUGCCUGAGAUUCGUUGGCUACUCAUUACCCCAAGAAGCUCACAAGAAGUUAUGGCGGUUAAUUGAACAUAUGCUUUUUGAAGAGAAGGGUUAUGAGCGAGUUUUCAGAGUCAUCAAAGUAGAACUUGUAUUUCUUUUCGAUUUAUUAUUCACCAAAUACCCGGUAAAUCUUAACCCACAUCGUUCCAGGUAUAGACUGCUUCAACUCGCCAUUGUGGUUGGUGCUGCUCUGAUUUCAUUCUACUACCUUGAGAGUCCUUCAACUCGCGGAUGUGGUUGCUUCAACUCGCCUUUGAUCCAGGGAGGGAACCUUUCGGUUCCUGCUUUGGCAACCGUCUUGUUGAUGAUGUCAAUCCUCCUCGUUGAGCUUGCACAGUUCGUCAUCAUGAUUUUCUCAGAAUGGGCAAAGGCGAUACACAUAUGCAAGUAUGUGCAAGAUGAGCGGUGCAGAAAGAACAGAUAUGCUGAGAAGUUGAUCGAGAUAAUGUGCAGGGUUCGGUUAUUGAAGCCUUGGGGAAGACAACUCCGUCAAUACUCGCUCCUCAAAUUAUAUAACUAUUCUCCAUGGAAGUGUACAAAUAAUAGACUCACCGCUGCUUAUGUUGACCCUAAAAGGAAUGGUCAGGAUCAAAUUGCUCCCACCAAUUUGUCCGAGCAAGUGAUAAAGGCGAUUGCUCAGUCUCUAAUGAUGAAUGGUACCAGCAAUUUAAAGAAGGGGCAAGCAUCUUUGAGACUCAACGACAUGUUUAAUCAGCUCUCAUGGGCCUGUUGUCAUGAGACAACCACUCAUGUUAUAAUGGUCUGGCACGUAGCAACCACUUUCUGUGAGCAUGAAGCACCUCUAAGAGGGACUCAACUUUCAAAAGAACCGGGAGAACACUUUGGCAUAGCAACUAAGCUAUUGAAAUAUCUUGCUUAUUUGGUUGCUUUCACCCCUAGGUUGCUCCCUGAUCACCCUUACAGGACCCAAUACAUAUUUCGUUCUGCUGUCAGCGAAGCCAGGGGUUUAUUCAAGGAAUCGUCGGUUUCAAUGGACAAGAGGAUUGAAAUGCUAAAGGGCAUUGAUGUCGAACAAUGCCAGGAAAACAUCGUUCUUCAAGGCGCAAAGCCUGGAAGGCAAUUUGCUAGUGUUGCGGCAAAUGAGGAGCAAAUUUGGAAGGUCUUGGCUGACUUCUGGGUGGAAAUGAUGUUGUACGUGGCUCCGUCGAAUGCUGCAGCGGCGCAUGCUGACUACCUCCCCCCUGGGGGCGAGUUUGUGACUCAUGUUUGGGUUUUAGUCUCUCACGUGGACAUCAAGAAAGAGCCACACGAUGGUGAGCGACAUGAUGAUUCAAAGAGGAACUGA